This is a messenger RNA of Paramecium tetraurelia, 1017 nucleotides long. RefSeq lists its product as uncharacterized. The transcript has 5 exons. NCBI's taxonomy places the organism in Eukaryota, Ciliophora, Oligohymenophorea, Peniculida, Parameciidae. Gene Ontology annotation, cellular component: cytosol. The record is from RefSeq and is a predicted model, not a curated record.
AUGGGACAAUGUGUAUGUUCUGAACAAAUAACAGUGCUGAGUGAGGCACCUCCACUCAAUUUUACUAGCAAUAUAGAGACAAUUAGAGAAGGAGCAGCAAUCACAGAUGAACCUAUGAUACAAGGGGAUUUGGAGAAGAAUUCAUCAUAAACGAAAACCAGAUAAACGGAAGAUUCCUUACUGUUAGAAAUCCAUCGACCAGACAUUAAAGAGGCCAGUUUGACAUCUUAAUUGUUCUAGACAUCCUCGUUCAAAGUCAAAGAACUAUUAGAUAGAUUGGGACCAUAUGAAGUAGAAGAGACAGAUGCUUAUUUUUAUGGAGUUUAUGAAUUAAAUAAUGGAAGUUUAUACAAAGGAGGAUGGUUAGAAGGUCAAAAAUGGAGUAAAGGAGUUUAAAUCAUGAAAAAUGGAUCAAUUUAUGAAGGAUAGUUCUCUAGAGGAUUGGCCAAUGGAAAGGGUAGAAUGAUUUAUGCUGAUGGAGAUUAUUAUAUAGGAGAAUGGGCAGAUGAUCAACAUCAUGGAUAUGGUGAGUAUUAUCAUGGUGAUGGUGCCAUGUACAAAGGAAAUUGGUUUGAGAAUUUAUAAAAUGGAUAUGGUUUUGAGUUGUUCUCUGAUAAAUCUAGUUAUACAGGUUAAUUUAAAUUAGGUAAACGUGAUGGUUAAGGCGUUUAUAAAUUUCCAGAUGGUUCUCUUUAUGAAGGUUGGUUUAAGAAUAAUUAAUUUAAUGGAUAAGGUAUUUAUUAUUGGCAUGAUGGCAGAAAAUAUGAGGGGGAAUGGUUAAACGAUUAAAUGGAUGGAAAGGGCAAGAUGACAUGGUCCAAUGGUACGGUUUAUGAAGGAGAAUACAAGAAUGAUAAGAAACAUGGGUUUGGAACUAUAACAUGGCCUGAUUCUCGAUAAUAUUCAGGAUAAUGGGAAAUGGGUAAAUAACAUGGAAUCGGAGAGUACGUUAAUUGUUAGUAAGGCAAGAGAAAGGGUUAAUGGAUUAAUGGUAAAAGAAUCUAAUGGUGUGAUUGA